Stegodyphus dumicola is the source of this 655-nucleotide messenger RNA. RefSeq names its product activator of basal transcription 1-like. Gene Ontology annotation, cellular component: nucleolus. Gene Ontology annotation, molecular function: RNA binding. NCBI's taxonomy places the organism in Eukaryota, Metazoa, Arthropoda, Arachnida, Araneae, Eresidae. Gene Ontology annotation, biological process: endonucleolytic cleavage in ITS1 to separate SSU-rRNA from 5.8S rRNA and LSU-rRNA from tricistronic rRNA transcript (SSU-rRNA, 5.8S rRNA, LSU-rRNA); endonucleolytic cleavage to generate mature 5'-end of SSU-rRNA from (SSU-rRNA, 5.8S rRNA, LSU-rRNA); endonucleolytic cleavage in 5'-ETS of tricistronic rRNA transcript (SSU-rRNA, 5.8S rRNA, LSU-rRNA). The record is from RefSeq and is a predicted model, not a curated record.
UUUCACUGUUUACAUCAUGGAGGCGCAAGUCACUCCGAAGAAGAAGGUAAAAAAGCCAGGAGUAAUUUAUUUAAAUUAUAUUCCUCGUUAUAUGACUGUUAAAAAAGUUAGGGAACAUUUCUCAGAAUUUGGAGAAGUUCGUAGAUUGUUUCUGAAACCUGAAAAAAGCAAGAAGCCUGGUAAACCUAGUAAGUUUUUCAGUGAAGGUUGGGUGGAAUUUGCUAGCAAGAAAGUUGCAAAAAGAGUUGCUGAAUGUCUUAAUGGAGCUCAGGUUGGAGGCAGGCGUCAUUCUCCAUAUUAUGAUGCUCUCUGGAGCAUAAAAUAUUUACAUAAAUUUCAGUGGAGCAAUCUCAAUGAACGAAAAGCAUAUGAGAAAGCUAGAAAAGAACAACGAAUGCGAGCUGAAAUUGCCCAGGUGAAACGGGAAGUCAAUUUCUAUACUAAAGGAGUAGAAAAAAUGAAGCGACUGAAAAAACAUAAAAAUGAUAAUGAAGUAAAUGUUACAUUAAUUAAUCAAAUACUUUCAAAACCUUUUAAAGCCGAGGACAAAGUAAAUGAUGAUAUGCAAGCUACAGAUGAAAGAAAUUCUCUGUUAUUAAGGCAGGUGUUUGGAAAUAGCAACACAAAUUAAUAAAUGUGACUUAUUUUUUAUAUA